This is a messenger RNA of Desarmillaria tabescens, 1738 nucleotides long. RefSeq lists its product as uncharacterized. The record is from RefSeq and is a predicted model, not a curated record. Lineage: Eukaryota; Fungi; Basidiomycota; Agaricomycetes; Agaricales; Physalacriaceae. Bases 316 to 1407 code for a protein of 363 amino acids. The transcript is spliced from 3 exons.
UUUCCCAUGUCACGUUGUAUGCUUUACUGUGUACAACGUGCCUGAUGACUAUCUUCACGCUCGCUGAUGGCUCGUGCACGCAUCUCUUCGUUAUGAGAAUUCUCUUUUUCUUCAAAUGCAGCGAUAGCCAAGUUCUUAGCUGCAAACGGUCAUGACGUAGGCGUGCACGCCAUUCGCCGAUCACCUUUCUGCUUGUCACAAUUGACCGCACCCUGGAAGCUCAAACGCUACUAGAAGCCUCAUUCUCGAAAUCCAAUUUUACUUGGGGACUCGCUAAGGUUUUGGACAAUGGCCUGGGAUGCUAUAUAAAAGAGGAUGGUACCCUUCCAGUGGCUCACCCAGCUAUUCUCUCCCAUCUUGUCCUUCAUCAUGCCGUCAGAACCUGACCGCGACACUAUGAUUAUCUUCGCUUCGGAACUUCAGCAGCGCUCGACGGACGCUACUUCCUUGCUCAAUUCUCUCGUGCAGCGUUAUGAUUUCUUGUUGCAGGGAGUAGGGAAUAUUCAUGUCGAGCGGGUCGAAUACCGUAAAUCUCAGCGACCUGGUAGUCCUCUGGAGCACGAAUACCUGGUGGUGACGGUGAAGGAAUCGUCGGGAGCUGAGCGAAGAGGGUACCUCAUGGUGGACAGGCUGAAUAGCGACUCUUCGGUGGACGCCGCUAGCCUGAAUCGUACAGCUGACGCUGAGGAAAGGCUUUCGACGUCGUCUUCCUCAACUACCACAGCUGACCCCUCUGGCCAAUGGGAAACCACGAAUCGUAUCCACCGCGCCGGCGCCAAACUCAAACGAAUCAGCAAAUGGCAACCUUCUGCCGCCCUCGACAGAGUCAUCAUCUUGCGCAACACCAGCGAAGCUUUCGAUGAACAGGGCCAGUGCCCCUUCGACAUACUCAUGACAAUGGACCUCCGCCCCGCACAACGACGCGUCACCCUCGAGCACUUUCUUCUCCUCAUCAAGACCACCUCGAAUAAUACCCCCUUUGCUACUGGUUUGCCUACACUAUUUGGAGGGUUUCUCGAGCUGGAGACUAGGGCGCGUGUUGAGCGGACGAGCGAGGCCCGGCGCCAGGGCACCCAUUCGUACUUGGGCCGGAACUUGGUUGUGGGGAGAGGGGAUGGUGUGAAUGAGGGGAGGACGCCGGAGACGAUAAGGUCGCAGUGGGAAGCAGUGAGGGUUGUUGAGGACCAGACGUGGGCUGCGUUGCAACAGGAGGUUCUUGCUCCAGUCAUGGCCCUUGAAGAGGAGCGCGCUGGUCGCCGACAGGCUGAGCAGGUUGCCUCACGGACUGAGCAAGCCCUUCAACAGGAACGGGCUGCUCGCCAAUGGGCAGAGGCUGAGGUCAGCCAGUUUCGAGCGGCGUUGGCGAGCUUUCAGCACCCUGCCAGUGCUGUGUCUUUGAAUGUCUAAUAAUGUCUUUUCACCCAACCAUUUCAUGUAAUACUACCUACUGUCUUGCUUGCUGUCUGCUUUCGAUGUACUUCUGUGCUUUAUCUUGUUUUCUGCAAUGCAUACUUGUUUCUUGACCACUUGACCGACGCUUAUUCUCAUGGUUAAUUGACUAUAUACCGAAUUUCGUUCGAUAUCGAUACCGCAUUUGAUUUCCUCAUAAGCGCUAGCCCGAGAUCUUUGGAGUAACGAUAAGGGCGGCUGCUUGCCGUUGUAUAAGUAAGUACUGAUCUUUCUCACCUGUUUCAUGCGGUAAACAACCUACGCACGUAUCGGUUGUAUUCUUAUAUGC